Molecule: messenger RNA, 2293 nt
Organism: Lasiosphaeria miniovina
Lineage: Eukaryota; Fungi; Ascomycota; Sordariomycetes; Sordariales; Lasiosphaeriaceae
Exons: 2
Coding region: 254-1963 (569 amino acids)
Cellular component (GO): membrane; endoplasmic reticulum
Molecular function (GO): long-chain fatty acid-CoA ligase activity
Source: RefSeq, a predicted model, not a curated record
CCUGAAGCUCCCAGCCAGCGGCUGCUGCUUAUUAGCAGGUAACCGUGACCUAACCUGACCAAACCUGAUGAUUAUCCCACUUUGAGACAUCCCCGACUUCACCAACACCCCCACCCCCCACCCGGGCUGAGCUUGUCCCCUUCACCAAGUUCGCACACAGGCCCGGGGCCAGGAGCUGUACGAGAUUUGUCUCCUUUUUUAAAAAAAUUAUUUUAUUUUCCAAGGCAGCCAAGUCCGAGCAGUUCAGUGCGUCAUGGGCUCCUUCGACAAUAUAAUGCUCGGCCUCGACGAGGCCAUCACGGGCCUCUUCGGGCAGUGGAAUCUCUACACGAGCGUCAUCUUUACCAUCUUCGCUGGCUUCCUAGCCUACCAGAUCGCCGCGCGGCAAGACCCAGACACGCAUCCGCUUCUGCUCGCUCGCCAGGCCCAGGCGUCGCCCGUGCGCCACGAAGGCGAGUCGCCCGUCUACCGCUCCCAGGCCGCCCCCCAUGGCAUGCCCCUCAACACGGGCUUGAGCGUUAAGGAUCCCGGAGCCUCCAAGUGGGCAAGGGGUCGCGAUGGCGACCUGCGAGAUGUCUGGCGCCAGGCCGUCGCCGGCGUGCAGGAAGACGGCCCGUCCAAGGGCGCAACCGGCCGCAUUCUCACCGUCUUGGGCACCGAGAACGUAACCGAGUAUCCCCUCGACGACAUUACCCGCCAGAUCAACCUUAUCGGCCAGCACAUCCUUGAUCAGGGCGGCAACCGCGUCGCCAUCUACCUGCCCAACUCGGUCGAGCUCAUCGUGACCCUUUUUGCCUGCGCCUUCUACAACAUGACGGCCGUCAUCCUGCCCUUCGACCAACCCGACGAUGCCGUCAUCUCCAUGCUGCGCCGGUCUGCCGCUGACACGGUCGUGACCGCCCCCGGCUCCUUCCCCUUUGAUAUUGUCGUCAAGAACUAUCCCUCUUUGCGCCAGUUGAUUUGGGUCGUCGACGAGGGAAGCAAGCACAUGGACUGGAACGAGGUGCCCCAGGGUACAGGCGGCAGCGUCAACGUAUCUACCUGGCAGGAUAUUGUCAACGACUCCCCCGUCGACGCCGGCAAGGAGCUGCCUCCUAUCGAGGGCCAGAAAGAGCCGCGCGACGUCACCAUCUUCUGGCAGCCCAAGCCCGGCAUCGCCGAAGAGAUGGUGCGCUUCACCUCGGCCAACAUCAUGUCUGCCAUUGCCGCGCUGCUAUUCUCGGUCCCCACCUCGCAGCGCAUGGGACCCUCGGACUUGUUCCUUCCCGCUGACUCACUAGCCAACACCCACACGCUUGUUCUGACCCUCGGCGCCCUCUACUCCAACGCCUCAGUCGCCUUCAACUCGGUCGCCGUCCAGGCCAACGACCUCGCCAUCGCGACGCGCGGCAUCGCGCCCACCAUCAUCGUCGCCACCCCGGCGGCCCUGCUCAAGACGCACCAAGAGUCGGGCGACUCGCUGACUUCCCUCGUGGCUCGCAACCUGCACUGGCUGCAGACUCGCAGCCUGACGCAGAACGGCGUCAUGCCCGUGGCCGGCCUCCUCUCGAGCUACUACGACCGGUUCCGCCCGGCUCUGGGCUCCAAGCCCGGUAAGCUGCGCCUCAUCUUCACCGCCGAGCGCAUAGGCGCCGAAACCCCGCGCCUUUCGUCGACGGUGCUCUCGGACCUGCGCGCCCUCGCCGGCGCCCGCAUCAUGUACGCCCUGACGGCGCCCAAGGUGGCCGGCGCCGUCACCCAGACAAACUUUUACGACUAUCGUGCUUUUGACGACGAGUGCUCACAUUUUGGCCCGCCGUUAACGAGCACCGAGAUCAUGCUCAAGGAUACCGACGAACACAAGAAUACCGACGCCUUGAGCAAGGGCGAGAUAUUCGUCCGAGGUCCCUGUGUCGCAGGGUCCGAGGCCGCUCUAGGCGUGGCCGGUGUGAUACGCGACGACAACACGCUGGCGUAUGUAUGAGGGAAGGACUUUUAUUUUUUCAUUUCAUUAAACCCGAUCCUAAAGAUAUAAAUACAGCCUGGAGGCACGUUUACACUUUACGUACUACCCUUCAAAGAAAGAAAGAGUGCGAUGAGAACCUCAAUAAAUUAUCACCCCUAUGCUAUCUGUAAUUAUUAAUUCUAUUGGUAAGACUGUUGUUACUGCUGCUGCUCGUUCGAAAUGUGUAUCCGUGAUGAUCGGGGAAAGAUGGAUCUCUUGAAGUGCGCCUUGGUCGAGUCAGUUGCAAGGAGCCUACGACUUGGGUCAUGCUGUCCAGCUCCCAGGUCAUGGUGUUUUAGUAACCCUGAC